AUGUCGUAUUAUAAUAAUCAACAACAGUCGCUCCCGUUUCAACCACUUCUUUCAUCCAGAAGCUUCAGAACGGUACGCAGCCAUGUAACGCGAACAAGUAACCUUCACUGUAGCACUGCAAGGGACGAUGUUGAUGCCACCUGCAGCGAUACCACCAUGAGUUUACACCAUAGUGAUACGAAAAGUUGUACCGAUUUAGAUUGUGCCACGAUGACCUCAAGGAGGAGACAACGAUUGCCUUGCUUUGUUUGGAGCAAGAAAACUAUUCCUCAACACCCCCAAGACUGGUCCAAGUCGAGACCAGAUAGCUUCCGACAUGAUGAUACCAGCCUUCUUAAGCAAGAGGGAGACUCGUUGCCCAGUGCACGAAGGGAUGUACAACUACACUGCCAGGGACACCCAACACGGCCGCUCGUUUCCGCGCGGUCUGGGGGGAAAACGCGAACAAGGACUGUUUAUAAUAACAGUACCGUUACAUGUACAACGUGCGCCACAGGUAGGAAGUUAUCAUACCCACUAUCAGUGGAAGCACAUAAUGAUCACGCAUUGUGCACGUGCGUCCCAUGGCUCAGGUCUCUUGAGGCACUUCAUCACCACGACGUAACCCCUGAAAAGGGCUGGGAAUGCAUAUCCAUUGAACGGGACGCGUUCAACCGCUCAACAGUUAGCUCCAUUUCACCACCGUUAUCACCGUAUCUACCAGCGAAAACACAGGGGAAAAAGGGACAAAUGACAAAUUUACUCUCACCACGAAGGUUGUACGCCGCCGUCAAUAGCGCUAAAACCAAAAGCGACAGAGACGUAUUUGCAGUUAGUGCCCGACCACAUAAAACCAGUAUGGGAAGCAGUGUAAACACAGCACGGCAGUAUACAAAAUAUGUUAAAACAGCAAGAGAAGCAUCACGAAAACCACUUACUGUGCGCCAUAUCAAUGACACAAAUCCAAUAUAUACCUUCUCAAAUGAAAACAAGCAGAGGAAUAAAGAAAAUGCACUUCAGGAUACGAAGAAGCCUGAAACAAAACCAGAAAUAGAAAUCUCCACAGCAACAACGGACGGACCUACGUACAACGAAAAAAUAACAAAAUGCAGAAUGGAAUCGCCUGCACUACGAAAAACAAAAAAAGAAGCUACGACCGAAAACCAAACUCAAUGCACAAAACAGAAGGCACCAGCGACAAAAAAUACAUCUUCCAUUCAAAAAAAAUACGAACUCAGUACCACACAAAAACAACAACUGGAAAUAAAAAAAAAAGAAAAAAAGAAAAAAAAGAGUAGUAUCAACACUAAAAACCCAAUCACACAACAACAAAACACAAAGCAACGUACAUCGCUUACGCAGAACCUACAAAACAAUUCAACAUCAGAAAAGGAAUUUAACCACAUUCGAAUAAACUCAACCAAAACCAUCAUGGACGAGGCACCAUGCGCCCCGGAGGACUUCCUAGCGGAGGAAUCCCAGCAACACACUGCGAGGAGUGAAGCUGACAUUGAUGAAGAGCAGCAGCCGCAGGAGCAGCAAACCGAAGCCAUCAUGGACGAGGCACCAUGCGCCCCGGAGGACUUCAUAGCGGAGGAAUCCCAGCAACACACUGCGAGGAGUGAAGCUGACAUUGAUGAAGAGCAGCAGCCGCAGGAGCAGCAAACCGAAACCAUCAUGGACGAGGCACCAUGCGCCCCGGAGGACUUCCUAGCGGAGGAAUCCCAGCAACACACUGCGAGGAGUGAAGCUGACAUUGAUGAAGAGCAGCAGCCGCAGGAGCAGCAAACCGAAACCAUCAUGGACGAGGCACCAUGCGCCCCGGAGGACUUCCUAGCGGAGGAAUCCCAGCAACACACUGCGAGGAGUGAAGCUGACAUUGAUGAAGAGCAGCAGCCGCAGGAGCAGCAAACCGAAACCAUCAUGGACGAGGCACCAUGCGCCCCGGAGGACUUCCUAGCGGAGGAAUCCCAGCAACACACUGCGAGGAGUGAAGCUGACAUUGAUGAAGAGCAGCAGCCGCAGGAGCAGCAAACCGAAACCAUCAUGGACGAGGCACCAUGCGCCCCGGAGGACUUCCUAGCGGAGGAAUCCCAGCAACACACUGCGAGGAGUGAAGCUGACAUUGAUGAAGAGCAGCAGCCGCAGGAGCAGCAAACCGAAACCAUCAUGGACGAGGCACCAUGCGCCCCGGAGGACUUCCUAGCGGAGGAAUCCCAGCAACACACUGCGAGGAGUGAAGCUGACAUUGAUGAAGAGCAGCAGCCGCAGGAGCAGCAAACCGAAGCCAUCAUGGACGAGGCACCAUGCGCCCCGGAGGACUUCCUAGCGGAGGAAUCCCAGCAACACACUGCGAGGAGUGAAGCUGACAUUGAUGAAGAGCAGCAGCCGCAGGAGCAGCAAACCGAAGCCAUCAUGGACGAGGCAUCAUGCGCCCCGGAGGACUUCAUAGCGGAGGAAUCCCAGCAACACACUGCGAGGAGUGAAGCUGACAUUGAUGAAGAGCAGCAGCCGCAGGAGCAGCAAACCGAAGCCAUCAUGGACGAGGCACCAUGCGCCCCGGAGGACUUCCUAGCGGAGGAAUCCCAGCAACACACUGCGAGGAGUGAAGCUGACAUUGAUGAAGAGCAGCAGCCGCAGGAGCAGCAAACCGAAGCCAUCAUGGACGAGGCACCAUGCGCCCCGGAGGACUUCCUAGCGGAGGAAUCCCAGCAACACACUGCGAGGAGUGAAGCUGACAUUGAUGAAGAGCAGCAGCCGCAGGAGCAGCAAACCGAAACCAUCAUGGACGAGGCACCAUGCGCCCCGGAGGACUUCCUAGCGGAGGAAUCCCAGCAACACACUGCGAGGAGUGAAGCUGACAUUGAUGAAGAGCAGCAGCCGCAGGAGCAGCAAACCGAAACCAUCAUGGACGAGGCACCAUGCGCCCCGGAGGACUUCCUAGCGGAGGAAUCCCAGCAACACACUGCGAGGAGUGAAGCUGACAUUGAUGAAGAGCAGCAGCCGCAGGAGCAGCAAACCGAAACCAUCAUGGACGAGGCACCAUGCGCCCCGGAGGACUUCCUAGCGGAGGAAUCCCAGCAACACACUGCGAGGAGUGAAGCUGACAUUGAUGAAGAGCAGCAGCCGCAGGAGCAGCAAACCGAAACCAUCAUGGACGAGGCACCAUGCGCUCCGGAGGACUUCCUAGCGGAGGAAUCCCAGCAACACACUGCGAGGAGUGAAGCUGACAUUGAUGAAGAGCAGCAGCCGCAGGAGCAGCAAACCGAAACCAUCAUGGACGAGGCACCAUGCGCCCCGGAGGACUUCCUAGCGGAGGAAUCCCAGCAACACACUGCGAGGAGUGAAGCUGACAUUGAUGAAGAGCAGCAGCCGCAGGAGCAGCAAACCGAAACCAUCAUGGACGAGGCACCAUGCGCUCCGGAGGACUUCCUAGCGGAGGAAUCCCAGCAACACACUGCGAGGAGUGAAGCUGACAUUGAUGAAGAGCAGCAGCCGCAGGAGCAGCAAACCGAAACCAUCAUGGACGAGGCACCAUGCGCUCCGGAGGACUUCCUAGCGGAGGAAUCCCAGCAACACACUGCGAGGAGUGAAGCUGACAUUGAUGAAGAGCAGCAGCCGCAGGAGCAGCAAACCGAAACCAUCAUGGACGAGGCACCAUGCGCUCCGGAGGACUUCAUAGCGGAGGAAUCCCAGCAACACACUGCGAGGAGUGAAGCUGACAUUGAUGAAGAGCAGCAGCCGCAGGAGCAGCAAACCGAAACCAUCAUGGACGAGGCACCAUGCGCUCCGGAGGACUUCCUAGCGGAGGAAUCCCAGCAACACACUGCGAGGAGUGAAGCUGACAUUGAUGAAGAGCAGCAGCCGCAGGAGCAGCAAACCGAAACCAUCAUGGACGAGGCACCAUGCGCUCCGGAGGACUUCCUAGCGGAGGAAUCCCAGCAACACACUGCGAGGAGUGAAGCUGACAUUGACGAAGAGCAGCAGCCGCAGGAGCAGCAAACCGAAACCAUCAUGGACGAGGCACCAUGCGCCCCGGAGGACUUCCUAGCGGAGGAAUCCCAGCAACACACUGCGAGGAGUGAAGCUGACAUUGAUGAAGAGCAGCAGCCGCAGGAGCAGCAAACCGAAACCAUCAUGGACGAGGCACCAUGCGCCCCGGAGGACUUCCUAGCGGAGGAAUCCCAGCAACACACUGCGAGGAGUGAAGCUGACAUUGAUGAAGAGCAGCAGCCGCAGGAGCAGCAAACCGAAACCAUCAUGGACGAGGCACCAUGCGCCCCGGAGGACUUCCUAGCGGAGGAAUCCCAGCAACACACUGCGAGGAGUGAAGCUGACAUUGAUGAAGAGCAGCAGCCGCAGGAGCAGCAAACCGAAACCAUCAUGGACGAGGCACCAUGCGCUCCGGAGGACUUCCUAGCGGAGGAAUCCCAGCAACACACUGCGAGGAGUGAAGCUGACAUUGAUGAAGAGCAGCAGCCGCAGGAGCAGCAAACCGAAACCAUCAUGGACGAGGCACCAUGCGCUCCGGAGGACUUCCUAGCGGAGGAAUCCCAGCAACACACUGCGAGGAGUGAAGCUGACAUUGAUGAAGAGCAGCAGCCGCAGGAGCAGCAAACCGAAACCAUCAUGGACGAGGCACCAUGCGCCCCGGAGGACUUCCUAGCGGAGGAAUCCCAGCAACACACUGCGAGGAGUGAAGCUGACAUUGAUGAAGAGCAGCAGCCGCAGGAGCAGCAAACCGAAACCAUCAUGGACGAGGCACCAUGCGCCCCGGAGGACUUCCUAGCGGAGGAAUCCCAGCAACACACUGCGAGGAGUGAAGCUGACAUUGAUGAAGAGCAGCAGCCGCAGGAGCAGCAAACCGAAACCAUCAUGGACGAGGCACCAUGCGCCCCGGAGGACUUCCUAGCGGAGGAAUCCCAGCAACACACUGCGAGGAGUGAAGCUGACAUUGAUGAAGAGCAGCAGCCGCAGGAGCAGCAAACCGAAACCAUCAUGGACGAGGCACCAUGCGCCCCGGAGGACUUCCUAGCGGAGGAAUCCCAGCAACACACUGCGAGGAGUGAAGCUGACAUUGAUGAAGAGCAGCAGCCGCAGGAGCAGCAAACCGAAGCCAUCAUGGACGAGGCACCAUGCGCCCCGGAGGACUUCAUAGCGGAGGAAUCCCAGCAACACACUGCGAGGAGUGAAGCUGACAUUGAUGAAGAGCAGCAGCCGCAGGAGCAGCAAACCGAAACCAUCAUGGACGAGGCACCAUGCGCCCCGGAGGACUUCCUAGCGGAGGAAUCCCAGCAACACACUGCGAGGAGUGAAGCUGACAUUGAUGAAGAGCAGCAGCCGCAGGAGCAGCAAACCGAAACCAUCAUGGACGAGGCACCAUGCGCCCCGGAGGACUUCCUAGCGGAGGAAUCCCAGCAACACACUGCGAGAAGUGAAGCUGACAUUGAUGAAGAGCAGCAGCCGCAGGAGCAGCAAACCGAAACCAUCAUGGACGAGGCACCAUGCGCCCCGGAGGACUUCCUAGCGGAGGAAUCCCAGCAACACACUGCGAGAAGUGAAGCUGACAUUGAUGAAGAGCAGCAGCCGCAGGAGCAGCAAACCGAAACCAUCAUGGACGAGGCACCAUGCGCCCCGGAGGACUUCCUAGCGGAGGAAUCCCAGCAACACACUGCGAGGAGUGAAGCUGACAUUGAUGAAGAGCAGCAGCCGCAGGAGCAGCAAACCGAAACCAUCAUGGACGAGGCACCAUGCGCCCCGGAGGACUUCCUAGCGGAGGAAUCCCAGCAACACACUGCGAGGAGUGAAGCUGACAUUGAUGAAGAGCAGCAGCCGCAGGAGCAGCAAACCGAAACCAUCAUGGACGAGGCACCAUGCGCCCCGGAGGACUUCCUAGCGGAGGAAUCCCAGCAACACACUGCGAGAAGUGAAGCUGACAUUGAUGAAGAGCAGCAGCCGCAGGAGCAGCAAACCGAAACCAUCAUGGACGAGGCACCAUGCGCCCCGGAGGACUUCCUAGCGGAGGAAUCCCAGCAACACACUGCGAGGAGUGAAGCUGACAUUGAUGAAGAGCAGCAGCCGCAGGAGCAGCAAACCGAAACCAUCAUGGACGAGGCACCAUGCGCCCCGGAGGACUUCCUAGCGGAGGAAUCCCAGCAACACACUGCGAGGAGUGAAGCUGACAUUGAUGAAGAGCAGCAGCCGCAGGAGCAGCAAACCGAAACCAUCAUGGACGAGGCACCAUGCGCCCCGGAGGACUUCCUAGCGGAGGAAUCCCAGCAACACACUGCGAGGAGUGAAGCUGACAUUGAUGAAGAGCAGCAGCCGCAGGAGCAGCAAACCGAAACCAUCAUGGACGAGGCACCAUGCGCCCCGGAGGACUUCCUAGCGGAGGAAUCCCAGCAACACACUGCGAGGAGUGAAGCUGACAUUGAUGAAGAGCAGCAGCCGCAGGAGCAGCAAACCGAAGCCAUCAUGGACGAGGCACCAUGCGCCCCGGAGGACUUCCUAGCGGAGGAAUCCCAGCAACACACUGCGAGGAGUGAAGCUGACAUUGAUGAAGAGCAGCAGCCGCAGGAGCAGCAAACCGAAGCCAUCAUGGACGAGGCACCAUGCGCCCCGGAGGACUUCCUAGCGGAGGAAUCCCAGCAACACACUGCGAGGAGUGAAGCUGACAUUGAUGAAGAGCAGCAGCCGCAGGAGCAGCAAACCGAAACCAUCAUGGACGAGGCACCAUGCGCCCCGGAGGACUUCCUAGCGGAGGAAUCCCAGCAACACACUGCGAGGAGUGAAGCUGACAUUGAUGAAGAGCAGCAGCCGCAGGAGCAGCAAACCGAAACCAUCAUGGACGAGGCACCAUGCGCCCCGGAGGACUUCCUAGCGGAGGAAUCCCAGCAACACACUGCGAGGAGUGAAGCUGACAUUGAUGAAGAGCAGCAGCCGCAGGAGCAGCAAACCGAAGCCAUCAUGGACGAGGCACCAUGCGCCCCGGAGGACUUCCUAGCGGAGGAAUCCCAGCAACACACUGCGAGGAGUGAAGCUGACAUUGAUGAAGAGCAGCAGCCGCAGGAGCAGCAAACCGAAACCAUCAUGGACGAGGCACCAUGCGCCCCGGAGGACUUCCUAGCGGAGGAAUCCCAGCAACACACUGCGAGGAGUGAAGCUGACAUUGAUGAAGAGCAGCAGCCGCAGGAGCAGCAAACCGAAACCAUCAUGGACGAGGCACCAUGCGCCCCGGAGGACUUCCUAGCGGAGGAAUCCCAGCAACACACUGCGAGAAGUGAAGCUGACAUUGAUGAAGAGCAGCAGCCGCAGGAGCAGCAAACCGAAACCAUCAUGGACGAGGCACCAUGCGCCCCGGAGGACUUCCUAGCGGAGGAAUCCCAGCAACACACUGCGAGAAGUGAAGCUGACAUUGAUGUAGAGCAGCAGCCGCAGGAGCAGCAAACCGAAACCAUCAUGGACGAGGCACCAUGCGCCCCGGAGGACUUCCUAGCGGAGGAAUCCCAGCAACACACUGCGAGAAGUGAAGCUGACAUUGAUGAAGAGCAGCAGCCGCAGGAGCAGCAAACCGAAACCAUCAUGGACGAGGCACCAUGCGCCCCGGAGGACUUCCUAGCGGAGGAAUCCCAGCAACACACUGCGAGGAGUGAAGCUGACAUUGAUGAAGAGCAGCAGCCGCAGGAGCAGCAAACCGAAACCAUCAUGGACGAGGCACCAUGCGCCCCGGAGGACUUCCUAGCGGAGGAAUCCCAGCAACACACUGCGAGGAGUGAAGCUGACAUUGAUGAAGAGCAGCAGCCGCAGGAGCAGCAAACCGAAACCAUCAUGGACGAGGCACCAUGCGCCCCGGAGGACUUCCUAGCGGAGGAAUCCCAGCAACACACUGCGAGGAGUGAAGCUGACAUUGAUGAAGAGCAGCAGCCGCAGGAGCAGCAAACCGAAACCAUCAUGGACGAGGCACCAUGCGCUCCGGAGGACUUCCUAGCGGAGGAAUCCCAGCAACACACUGCGAGGAGUGAAGCUGACAUUGAUGAAGAGCAGCAGCCGCAGGAGCAGCAAACCGAAACCAUCAUGGACGAGGCACCAUGCGCUCCGGAGGACUUCCUAGCGGAGGAAUCCCAGCAACACACUGCGAGGAGUGAAGCUGACAUUGAUGAAGAGCAGCAGCCGCAGGAGCAGCAAACCGAAACCAUCAUGGACGAGGCACCAUGCGCCCCGGAGGACUUCCUAGCGGAGGAAUCCCAGCAACACACUGCGAGGAGUGAAGCUGACAUUGAUGAAGAGCAGCAGCCGCAGGAGCAGCAAACCGAAACCAUCAUGGACGAGGCACCAUGCGCCCCGGAGGACUUCCUAGCGGAGGAAUCCCAGCAACACACUGCGAGGAGUGAAGCUGACAUUGAUGAAGAGCAGCAGCCGCAGGAGCAGCAAACCGAAGCCAUCAUGGACGAGGCACCAUGCGCUCCGGAGGACUUCCUAGCGGAGGAAUCCCAGCAACACACUGCGAGGAGUGAAGCUGGCAUUGAUGAAGAGCAGCAGCCGCAGGAGCAGCAAACCGAAACCAUCAUGGACGAGGCACCAUGCGCCCCGGAGGACUUCCUAGCGGAGGAAUCCCAGCAACACACUGCGAGGAGUGAAGCUGACAUUGAUGAAGAGCAGCAGCCGCAGGAGCAGCAAACCGAAACCAUCAUGGACGAGGCACCAUGCGCUCCGGAGGACUUCCUAGCGGAGGAAUCCCAGCAACACACUGCGAGGAGUGAAGCUGACAUUGAUGAAGAGCAGCAGCCGCAGGAGCAGCAAACCGAAACCAUCAUGGACGAGGCACCAUGCGCCCCGGAGGACUUCCUAGCGGAGGAAUCCCAGCAACACACUGCGAGGAGUGAAGCUGACAUUGAUGAAGAGCAGCAGCCGCAGGAGCAGCAAACCGAAGCCAUCAUGGACGAGGCACCAUGCGCCCCGGAGGACUUCCUAGCGGAGGAAUCCCAGCAACACACUGCGAGGAGUGAAGCUGACAUUGAUGAAGAGCAGCAGCCGCAGGAGCAGCAAACCGAAGCCAUCAUGGACGAGGCACCAUGCGCCCCGGAGGACUUCCUAGCGGAGGAAUCCCAGCAACACACUGCGAGGAGUGAAGCUGACAUUGAUGAAGAGCAGCAGCCGCAGGAGCAGCAAACCGAAGCCAUCAUGGACGAGGCACCAUGCGCCCCGGAGGACUUCCUAGCGGAGGAAUCCCAGCAACACACUGCGAGGAGUGAAGCUGACAUUGAUGAAGAGCAGCAGCCGCAGGAGCAGCAAACCGAAACCAUCAUGGACGAGGCACCAUGCGCCCCGGAGGACUUCCUAGCGGAGGAAUCCCAGCAACACACUGCGAGGAGUGAAGCUGACAUUGAUGAAGAGCAGCAGCCGCAGGAGCAGCAAACCGAAACCAUCAUGGACGAGGCACCAUGCGCCCCGGAGGACUUCCUAGCGGAGGAAUCCCAGCAACACACUGCGAGGAGUGAAGCUGACAUUGAUGAAGAGCAGCAGCCGCAGGAGCAGCAAACCGAAACCAUCAUGGACGAGGCACCAUGCGCCCCGGAGGACUUCCUAGCGGAGGAAUCCCAGCAACACACUGCGAGGAGUGAAGCUGACAUUGAUGAAGAGCAGCAGCCGCAGGAGCAGCAAACCGAAACCAUCAUGGACGAGGCACCAUGCGCCCCGGAGGACUUCAUAGCGGAGGAAUCCCAGCAACACACUGCGAGGAGUGAAGCUGACAUUGAUGAAGAGCAGCAGCCGCAGGAGCAGCAAACCGAAGCCAUCAUGGACGAGGCACCAUGCGCCCCGGAGGACUUCAUAGCGGAGGAAUCCCAGCAACACACUGCGAGGAGUGAAGCUGACAUUGAUGAAGAGCAGCAGCCGCAGGAGCAGCAAACCGAAACCAUCAUGGACGAGGCACCAUGCGCCCCGGAGGACUUCAUAGCGGAGGAAUCCCAGCAACACACUGCGAGGAGUGAAGCUGACAUUGAUGAAGAGCAGCAGCCGCAGGAGCAGCAAACCGAAACCAUCAUGGACGAGGCACCAUGCGCCCCGGAGGACUUCCUAGCGGAGGAAUCCCAGCAACACACUGCGAGGAGUGAAGCUGACAUUGAUGAAGAGCAGCAGCCGCAGGAGCAGCAAACCGAAACCAUCAUGGACGAGGCACCAUGCGCCCCGGAGGACUUCCUAGCGGAGGAAUCCCAGCAACACACUGCGAGGAGUGAAGCUGACAUUGAUGAAGAGCAGCAGCCGCAGGAGCAGCAAACCGAAACCAUCAUGGACGAGGCACCAUGCGCCCCGGAGGACUUCCUAGCGGAGGAAUCCCAGCAACACACUGCGAGGAGUGAAGCUGACAUUGAUGAAGAGCAGCAGCCGCAGGAGCAGCAAACCGAAACCAUCAUGGACGAGGCACCAUGCGCCCCGGAGGACUUCCUAGCGGAGGAAUCCCAGCAACACACUGCGAGAAGUGAAGCUGACAUUGAUGAAGAGCAGCAGCCGCAGGAGCAGCAAACCGAAACCAUCAUGGACGAGGCACCAUGCGCCCCGGAGGACUUCCUAGCGGAGGAAUCCCAGCAACACACUGCGAGAAGUGAAGCUGACAUUGAUGUAGAGCAGCAGCCGCAGGAGCAGCAAACCGAAACCAUCAUGGACGAGGCACCAUGCGCCCCGGAGGACUUCCUAGCGGAGGAAUCCCAGCAACACACUGCGAGAAGUGAAGCUGACAUUGAUGAAGAGCAGCAGCCGCAGGAGCAGCAAACCGAAACCAUCAUGGACGAGGCACCAUGCGCCCCGGAGGACUUCCUAGCGGAGGAAUCCCAGCAACACACUGCGAGAAGUGAAGCUGACAUUGAUGAAGAGCAGCAGCCGCAGGAGCAGCAAACCGAAACCAUCAUGGACGAGGCACCAUGCGCCCCGGAGGACUUCCUAGCGGAGGAAUCCCAGCAACACACUGCGAGGAGUGAAGCUGACAUUGAUGAAGAGCAGCAGCCGCAGGAGCAGCAAACCGAAACCAUCAUGGACGAGGCACCAUGCGCCCCGGAGGACUUCCUAGCGGAGGAAUCCCAGCAACACACUGCGAGGAGUGAAGCUGACAUUGAUGAAGAGCAGCAGCCGCAGGAGCAGCAAACCGAAACCAUCAUGGACGAGGCACCAUGCGCCCCGGAGGACUUCCUAGCGGAGGAAUCCCAGCAACACACUGCGAGGAGUGAAGCUGACAUUGAUGAAGAGCAGCAGCCGCAGGAGCAGCAAACCGAAACCAUCAUGGACGAGGCACCAUGCGCCCCGGAGGACUUCAUAGCGGAGGAAUCCCAGCAACACACUGCGAGGAGUGAAGCUGACAUUGAUGAAGAGCAGCAGCCGCAGGAGCAGCAAACCGAAACCAUCAUGGACGAGGCACCAUGCGCCCCGGAGGACUUCAUAGCGGAGGAAUCCCAGCAACACACUGCGAGGAGUGAAGCUGACAUUGAUGAAGAGCAGCAGCCGCAGGAGCAGCAAACCGAAACCAUCAUGGACGAGGCACCAUGCGCCCCGGAGGACUUCCUAGCGGAGGAAUCCCAGCAACACACUGCGAGGAGUGAAGCUGACAUUGAUGAAGAGCAGCAGCCGCAGGAGCAGCAAACCGAAACCAUCAUGGACGAGGCACCAUGCGCCCCGGAGGACUUCCUAGCGGAGGAAUCCCAGCAACACACUGCGAGGAGUGAAGCUGACAUUGAUGAAGAGCAGCAGCCGCAGGAGCAGCAAACCGAAACCAUCAUGGACGAGGCACCAUGCGCUCCGGAGGACUUCCUAGCGGAGGAAUCCCAGCAACACACUGCGAGGAGUGAAGCUGACAUUGAUGAAGAGCAGCAGCCGCAGGAGCAGCAAACCGAAACCAUCAUGGACGAGGCACCAUGCGCCCCGGAGGACUUCCUAGCGGAGGAAUCCCAGCAACACACUGCGAGGAGUGAAGCUGACAUUGAUGAAGAGCAGCAGCCGCAGGAGCAGCAAACCGAAACCAUCAUGGACGAGGCACCAUGCGCCCCGGAGGACUUCCUAGCGGAGGAAUCCCAGCAACACACUGCGAGGAGUGAAGCUGACAUUGAUGAAGAGCAGCAGCCGCAGGAGCAGCAAACCGAAACCAUCAUGGACGAGGCACCAUGCGCCCCGGAGGACUUCCUAGCGGAGGAAUCCCAGCAACACACUGCGAGGAGUGAAGCUGACAUUGAUGAAGAGCAGCAGCCGCAGGAGCAGCAAACCGAAGCCAUCAUGGACGAGGCACCAUGCGCCCCGGAGGACUUCCUAGCGGAGGAAUCCCAGCAACACACUGCGAGGAGUGAAGCUGACAUUGAUGAAGAGCAGCAGCCGCAGGAGCAGCAAACCGAAGCCAUCAUGGACGAGGCACCAUGCGCCCCGGAGGACUUCCUAGCGGAGGAAUCCCAGCAACACACUGCGAGGAGUGAAGCUGACAUUGAUGAAGAGCAGCAGCCGCAGGAGCAGCAAACCGAAGCCAUCAUGGACGAGGCACCAUGCGCCCCGGAGGACUUCCUAGCGGAGGAAUCCCAGCAACACACUGCGAGAAGUGAAGCUGACAUUGAUGAAGAGCAGCAGCCGCAGGAGCAGCAAACCGAAACCAUCAUGGACGAGGCACCAUGCGCCCCGGAGGACUUCCUAGCGGAGGAAUCCCAGCAACACACUGCGAGAAGUGAAGCUGACAUUGAUGAAGAGCAGCAGCCGCAGGAGCAGCAAACCGAAACCAUCAUGGACGAGGCACCAUGCGCCCCGGAGGACUUCCUAGCGGAGGAAUCCCAGCAACACACUGCGAGGAGUGAAGCUGACAUUGAUGAAGAGCAGCAGCCGCAGGAGCAGCAAACCGAAACCAUCAUGGACGAGGCACCAUGCGCCCCGGAGGACUUCCUAGCGGAGGAAUCCCAGCAACACACUGCGAGAAGUGAAGCUGACAUUGAUGAAGAGCAGCAGCCGCAGGAGCAGCAAACCGAAACCAUCAUGGACGAGGCACCAUGCGCCCCGGAGGACUUCCUAGCGGAGGAAUCCCAGCAACACACUGCGAGAAGUGAAGCUGACAUUGAUGAAGAGCAGCAGCCGCAGGAGCAGCAAACCGAAACCAUCAUGGACGAGGCACCAUGCGCCCCGGAGGACUUCCUAGCGGAGGAAUCCCAGCAACACACUGCGAGGAGUGAAGCUGACAUUGAUGAAGAGCAGCAGCCGCAGGAGCAGCAAACCGAAACCAUCAUGGACGAGGCACCAUGCGCCCCGGAGGACUUCCUAGCGGAGGAAUCCCAGCAACACACUGCGAGGAGUGAAGCUGACAUUGAUGAAGAGCAGCAGCCGCAGGAGCAGCAAACCGAAACCAUCAUGGACGAGGCACCAUGCGCCCCGGAGGACUUCCUAGCGGAGGAAUCCCAGCAACACACUGCGAGAAGUGAAGCUGACAUUGAUGAAGAGCAGCAGCCGCAGGAGCAGCAAACCGAAACCAUCAUGGACGAGGCACCAUGCGCCCCGGAGGACUUCCUAGCGGAGGAAUCCCAGCAACACACUGCGAGGAGUGAAGCUGACAUUGAUGAAGAGCAGCAGCCGCAGGAGCAGCAAACCGAAACCAUCAUGGACGAGGCACCAUGCGCCCCGGAGGACUUCCUAGCGGAGGAAUCCCAGCAACACACUGCGAGGAGUGAAGCUGACAUUGAUGAAGAGCAGCAGCCGCAGGAGCAGCAAACCGAACCCAUCAUGGACGAGGCACCAUGCGCCCCGGAGGACUUCCUAGCGGAGGAAUCCCAGCAACACACUGCGAGGAGUGAAGCUGACAUUGAUGAAGAGCAGCAGCCGCAGGAGCAGCAAACCGAAGCCAUCAUGGACGAGGCACCAUGCGCCCCGGAGGACUUCCUAGCGGAGGAAUCCCAGCAACACACUGCGAGGAGUGAAGCUGACAUUGAUGAAGAGCAGCAGCCGCAGGAGCAGCAAACCGAAGCCAUCAUGGACGAGGCACCAUGCGCCCCGGAGGACUUCCUAGCGGAGGAAUCCCAGCAACACACUGCGAGGAGUGAAGCUGACAUUGAUGAAGAGCAGCAGCCGCAGGAGCAGCAAACCGAAGCCAUCAUGGACGAGGCACCAUGCGCCCCGGAGGACUUCCUAGCGGAGGAAUCCCAGCAACACACUGCGAGGAGUGAAGCUGACAUUGAUGAAGAGCAGCAGCCGCAGGAGCAGCAAACCGAAACCAUCAUGGACGAGGCACCAUGCGCCCCGGAGGACUUCCUAGCGGAGGAAUCCCAGCAACACACUGCGAGGAGUGAAGCUGACAUUGAUGAAGAGCAGCAGCCGCAGGAGCAGCAAACCGAAACCAUCAUGGACGAGGCACCAUGCGCCCCGGAGGACUUCCUAGCGGAGGAAUCCCAGCAACACACUGCGAGGAGUGAAGCUGACAUUGAUGAAGAGCAGCAGCCGCAGGAGCAGCAAACCGAAACCAUCAUGGACGAGGCACCAUGCGCCCCGGAGGACUUCCUAGCGGAGGAAUCCCAGCAACACACUGCGAGGAGUGAAGCUGACAUUGAUGAAGAGCAGCAGCCGCAGGAGCAGCAAACCGAAGCCAUCAUGGACGAGGCACCAUGCGCCCCGGAGGACUUCAUAGCGGAGGAAUCCCAGCAACACACUGCGAGGAGUGAAGCUGACAUUGAUGAAGAGCAGCAGCCGCAGGAGCAGCAAACCGAAACCAUCAUGGACGAGGCACCAUGCGCCCCGGAGGACUUCCUAGCGGAGGAAUCCCAGCAACACACUGCGAGGAGUGAAGCUGACAUUGAUGAAGAGCAGCAGCCGCAGGAGCAGCAAACCGAAACCAUCAUGGACGAGGCACCAUGCGCCCCGGAGGACUUCCUAGCGGAGGAAUCCCAGCAACACACUGCGAGAAGUGAAGCUGACAUUGAUGUAGAGCAGCAGCCGCAGGAGCAGCAAACCGAAACCAUCAUGGACGAGGCACCAUGCGCCCCGGAGGACUUCCUAGCGGAGGAAUCCCAGCAACACACUGCGAGAAGUGAAGCUGACAUUGAUGAAGAGCAGCAGCCGCAGGAGCAGCAAACCGAAACCAUCAUGGACGAGGCACCAUGCGCCCCGGAGGACUUCCUAGCGGAGGAAUCCCAGCAACACACUGCGAGGAGUGAAGCUGACAUUGAUGAAGAGCAGCAGCCGCAGGAGCAGCAAACCGAAACCAUCAUGGACGAGGCACCAUGCGCCCCGGAGGACUUCCUAGCGGAGGAAUCCCAGCAACACACUGCGAGAAGUGAAGCUGACAUUGAUGAAGAGCAGCAGCCGCAGGAGCAGCAAACCGAAACCAUCAUGGACGAGGCACCAUGCGCCCCGGAGGACUUCCUAGCGGAGGAAUCCCAGCAACACACUGCGAGGAGUGAAGCUGACAUUGAUGAAGAGCAGCAGCCGCAGGAGCAGCAAACCGAAACCAUCAUGGACGAGGCACCAUGCGCCCCGGAGGACUUCCUAGCGGAGGAAUCCCAGCAACACACUGCGAGGAGUGAAGCUGACAUUGAUGAAGAGCAGCAGCCGCAGGAGCAGCAAACCGAAACCAUCAUGGACGAGGCACCAUGCGCCCCGGAGGACUUCCUAGCGGAGGAAUCCCAGCAACACACUGCGAGGAGUGAAGCUGACAUUGAUGAAGAGCAGCAGCCGCAGGAGCAGCAAACCGAAACCAUCAUGGACGAGGCACCAUGCGCCCCGGAGGACUUCCUAGCGGAGGAAUCCCAGCAACACACUGCGAGGAGUGAAGCUGACAUUGAUGAAGAGCAGCAGCCGCAGGAGCAGCAAACCGAAACCAUCAUGGACGAGGCACCAUGCGCCCCGGAGGACUUCCUAGCGGAGGAAUCCCAGCAACACACUGCGAGGAGUGAAGCUGACAUUGAUGAAGAGCAGCAGCCGCAGGAGCAGCAAACCGAAGCCAUCAUGGACGAGGCACCAUGCGCCCCGGAGGACUUCCUAGCGGAGGAAUCCCAGCAACACACUGCGAGGAGUGAAGCUGACAUUGAUGAAGAGCAGCAGCCGCAGGAGCAGCAAACCGAAGCCAUCAUGGACGAGGCACCAUGCGCCCCGGAGGACUUCCUAGCGGAGGAAUCCCAGCAACACACUGCGAGGAGUGAAGCUGACAUUGAUGAAGAGCAGCAGCCGCAGGAGCAGCAAACCGAAGCCAUCAUGGACGAGGCACCAUGCGCCCCGGAGGACUUCAUAGCGGAGGAAUCCCAGCAACACACUGCGAGGAGUGAAGCUGACAUUGAUGAAGAGCAGCAGCCGCAGGAGCAGCAAACCGAAACCAUCAUGGACGAGGCACCAUGCGCCCCGGAGGACUUCAUAGCGGAGGAAUCCCAGCAACACACUGCGAGGAGUGAAGCUGACAUUGAUGAAGAGCAGCAGCCGCAGGAGCAGCAAACCGAAACCAUCAUGGACGAGGCACCAUGCGCCCCGGAGGACUUCCUAGCGGAGGAAUCCCAGCAACACACUGCGAGAAGUGAAGCUGACAUUGAUGAAGAGCAGCAGCCGCAGGAGCAGCAAACCGAAACCAUCAUGGACGAGGCACCAUGCGCCCCGGAGGACUUCCUAGCGGAGGAAUCCCAGCAACACACUGCGAGGAGUGAAGCUGACAUUGAUGAAGAGCAGCAGCCGCAGGAGCAGCAAACCGAAACCAUCAUGGACGAGGCACCAUGCGCCCCGGAGGACUUCCUAGCGGAGGAAUCCCAGCAACACACUGCGAGAAGUGAAGCUGACAUUGAUGAAGAGCAGCAGCCGCAGGAGCAGCAAACCGAAACCAUCAUGGACGAGGCACCAUGCGCCCCGGAGGACUUCCUAGCGGAGGAAUCCCAGCAACACACUGCGAGGAGUGAAGCUGACAUUGAUGAAGAGCAGCAGCCGCAGGAGCAGCAAACCGAAACCAUCAUGGACGAGGCACCAUGCGCUCCGGAGGACUUCCUAGCGGAGGAAUCCCAGCAACACACUGCGAGGAGUGAAGCUGACAUUGAUGAAGAGCAGCAGCCGCAGGAGCAGCAAACCGAAACCAUCAUGGACGAGGCACCAUGCGCCCCGGAGGACUUCCUAGCGGAGGAAUCCCAGCAACACACUGCGAGGAGUGAAGCUGACAUUGAUGAAGAGCAGCAGCCGCAGGAGCAGCAAACCGAAACCAUCAUGGACGAGGCACCAUGCGCCCCGGAGGACUUCCUAGCGGAGGAAUCCCAGCAACACACUGCGAGGAGUGAAGCUGACAUUGAUGAAGAGCAGCAGCCGCAGGAGCAGCAAACCGAAACCAUCAUGGACGAGGCACCAUGCGCUCCGGAGGACUUCCUAGCGGAGGAAUCCCAGCAACACACUGCGAGGAGUGAAGCUGACAUUGAUGAAGAGCAGCAGCCGCAGGAGCAGCAAACCGAAACCAUCAUGGACGAGGCACCAUGCGCUCCGGAGGACUUCCUAGCGGAGGAAUCCCAGCAACACACUGCGAGGAGUGAAGCUGACAUUGAUGAAGAGCAGCAGCCGCAGGAGCAGCAAACCGAAACCAUCAUGGACGAGGCACCAUGCGCUCCGGAGGACUUCCUAGCGGAGGAAUCCCAGCAACACACUGCGAGGAGUGAAGCUGACAUUGAUGAAGAGCAGCAGCCGCAGGAGCAGCAAACCGAAACCAUCAUGGACGAGGCACCAUGCGCCCCGGAGGACUUCCUAGCGGAGGAAUCCCAGCAACACACUGCGAGGAGUGAAGCUGACAUUGAUGAAGAGCAGCAGCCGCAGGAGCAGCAAACCGAAACCAUCAUGGACGAGGCACCAUGCGCCCCGGAGGACUUCAUAGCGGAGGAAUCCCAGCAACACACUGCGAGGAGUGAAGCUGACAUUGAUGAAGAGCAGCAGCCGCAGGAGCAGCAAACCGAAACCAUCAUGGACGAGGCACCAUGCGCCCCGGAGGACUUCAUAGCGGAGGAAUCCCAGCAACACACUGCGAGGAGUGAAGCUGACAUUGAUGAAGAGCAGCAGCCGCAGGAGCAGCAAACCGAAACCAUCAUGGACGAGGCACCAUGCGCCCCGGAGGACUUCAUAGCGGAGGAAUCCCAGCAACACACUGCGAGGAGUGAAGCUGACAUUGAUGAAGAGCAGCAGCCGCAGGAGCAGCAAACCGAAACCAUCAUGGACGAGGCACCAUGCGCCCCGGAGGACUUCAUAGCGGAGGAAUCCCAGCAACACACUGCGAGGAGUGAAGCUGACAUUGAUGAAGAGCAGCAGCCGCAGGAGCAGCAAACCGAAACCAUCAUGGACGAGGCACCAUGCGCCCCGGAGGACUUCAUAGCGGAGGAAUCCCAGCAACACACUGCGAGGAGUGAAGCUGACAUUGAUGAAGAGCAGCAGCCGCAGGAGCAGCAAACCGAAGCCAUCAUGGACGAGGCACCAUGCGCUCCGGAGGACUUCAUAGCGGAGGAAUCCCAGCAACACACUGCGAGGAGUGAAGCUGACAUUGAUGAAGAGCAGCAGCCGCAGGAGCAGCAAACCGAAGCCAUCAUGGACGAGGCACCAUGCGCCCCGGAGGACUUCCUAGCGGAGGAAUCCCAGCAACACACUGCGAGGAGUGAAGCUGACAUUGAUGAAGAGCAGCAGCCGCAGGAGCAGCAAACCGAAACCAUCAUGGACGAGGCACCAUGCGCCCCGGAGGACUUCCUAGCGGAGGAAUCCCAGCAACACACUGCGAGGAGUGAAGCUGACAUUGAUGAAGAGCAGCAGCCGCAGGAGCAGCAAACCGAAACCAUCAUGGACGAGGCACCAUGCGCCCCGGAGGACUUCAUAGCGGAGGAAUCCCAGCAACACACUGCGAGGAGUGAAGCUGACAUUGAUGAAGAGCAGCAGCCGCAGGAGCAGCAAACCGAAACCAUCAUGGACGAGGCACCAUGCGCCCCGGAGGACUUCCUAGCGGAGGAAUCCCAGCAACACACUGCGAGGAGUGAAGCUGACAUUGAUGAAGAGCAGCAGCCGCAGGAGCAGCAAACCGAAACCAUCAUGGACGAGGCACCAUGCGCCCCGGAGGACUUCCUAGCGGAGGAAUCCCAGCAACACACUGCGAGGAGUGAAGCUGACAUUGAUGAAGAGCAGCAGCCGCAGGAGCAGCAAACCGAAACCAUCAUGGACGAGGCACCAUGCGCUCCGGAGGACUUCCUAGCGGAGGAAUCCCAGCAACACACUGCGAGGAGUGAAGCUGACAUUGAUGAAGAGCAGCAGCCGCAGGAGCAGCAAACCGAAACCAUCAUGGACGAGGCACCAUGCGCCCCGGAGGACUUCCUAGCGGAGGAAUCCCAGCAACACACUGCGAGGAGUGAAGCUGACAUUGAUGAAGAGCAGCAGCCGCAGGAGCAGCAAACCGAAGCCAUCAUGGACGAGGCACCAUGCGCCCCGGAGGACUUCCUAGCGGAGGAAUCCCAGCAACACACUGCGAGGAGUGAAGCUGACAUUGAUGAAGAGCAGCAGCCGCAGGAGCAGCAAACCGAAGCCAUCAUGGACGAGGCACCAUGCGCCCCGGAGGACUUCCUAGCGGAGGAAUCCCAGCAACACACUGCGAGGAGUGAAGCUGACAUUGAUGAAGAGCAGCAGCCGCAGGAGCAGCAAACCGAAACCAUCAUGGACGAGGCACCAUGCGCUCCGGAGGACUUCCUAGCGGAGGAAUCCCAGCAACACACUGCGAGGAGUGAAGCUGACAUUGAUGAAGAGCAGCAGCCGCAGGAGCAGCAAACCGAAGCCAUCAUGGACGAGGCACCAUGCGCCCCGGAGGACUUCCUAGCGGAGGAAUCCCAGCAACACACUGCGAGGAGUGAAGCUGACAUUGAUGAAGAGCAGCAGCCGCAGGAGCAGCAAACCGAAACCAUCAUGGACGAGGCACCAUGCGCCCCGGAGGACUUCCUAGCGGAGGAAUCCCAGCAACACACUGCGAGGAGUGAAGCUGACAUUGAUGAAGAGCAGCAGCCGCAGGAGCAGCAAACCGAAACCAUCAUGGACGAGGCACCAUGCGCCCCGGAGGACUUCAUAGCGGAGGAAUCCCAGCAACACACUGCGAGGAGUGAAGCUGACAUUGAUGAAGAGCAGCAGCCGCAGGAGCAGCAAACCGAAACCAUCAUGGACGAGGCACCAUGCGCCCCGGAGGACUUCAUAGCGGAGGAAUCCCAGCAACACACUGCGAGGAGUGAAGCUGACAUUGAUGAAGAGCAGCAGCCGCAGGAGCAGCAAACCGAAACCAUCAUGGACGAGGCACCAUGCGCCCCGGAGGACUUCCUAGCGGAGGAAUCCCAGCAACACACUGCGAGGAGUGAAGCUGACAUUGAUGAAGAGCAGCAGCCGCAGGAGCAGCAAACCGAAACCAUCAUGGACGAGGCACCAUGCGCCCCGGAGGACUUCCUAGCGGAGGAAUCCCAGCAACACACUGCGAGGAGUGAAGCUGACAUUGAUGAAGAGCAGCAGCCGCAGGAGCAGCAAACCGAAACCAUCAUGGACGAGGCACCAUGCGCUCCGGAGGACUUCCUAGCGGAGGAAUCCCAGCAACACACUGCGAGGAGUGAAGCUGACAUUGAUGAAGAGCAGCAGCCGCAGGAGCAGCAAACCGAAACCAUCAUGGACGAGGCACCAUGCGCUCCGGAGGACUUCCUAGCGGAGGAAUCCCAGCAACACACUGCGAGGAGUGAAGCUGACAUUGAUGAAGAGCAGCAGCCGCAGGAGCAGCAAACCGAAACCAUCAUGGACGAGGCACCAUGCGCUCCGGAGGACUUCCUAGCGGAGGAAUCCCAGCAACACACUGCGAGGAGUGAAGCUGACAUUGAUGAUGAGCUAGGUAAGAUUGUGAAUCUGUUUAUAGUGGAAGAGAAGUGUAGAAGGAGUAUUAUUGAAGAUACUGAGUUUUGUAUGCGUAAUAUUUUCUCCGACGUUUUUAAUUUCUUAGUUGAAACUUUUUAUUUAGAAAGUGAUAUGGUGGUUUCAUCUCUGGGUUCUAAGAGUGAGUCUCCAUGCCUCCAUGUUGCUAGUGAUUUGUUUGUUUUUUCUAAUGGAGUGAAAUCUUUUUUGCCCUCUGACUUUCCUGAUUUUGACAAUGGUGGUUUUUGCUUUUAUUCUGAGUCUUUUGAUGUUUCUUCUUGUAAUGUAUGUUUUGGCAAUCCUUUGGAUGAUGCUGACUAUUCUCGUGGGGGUUCAAUGGGGAUGCGCGGUGAUGCUGUUGAUGGUGAAGUGUGCGUUGAUGAGGUAUCUAUGGAUACCAUGGUUUAUUGUGAUUCUGUAUGCACCGUUAAUGUUGAAGAGGAAGGAGGGGUUGGAGAGGAUGCGGUCCCUUUUUGUCGGCAACCCGUUCCUGUAAUGUUGCAAAAGUCGAAAAAGAGGGUCCAUGGUGGUCAGUUGGGUAGGGAUUCUGAUGAUGAAGAUGCCGCUGAAUCUUAUCAUGGAUGGUGGACCUUUCUUUCUGUUCCAUUCUUCAAAACACACCGUAGGUAA
Trypanosoma brucei brucei TREU927 is the source of this 21465-nucleotide messenger RNA. RefSeq lists its product as hypothetical. The record is from RefSeq and is a predicted model, not a curated record. Bases 1 to 21465 code for a protein of 7154 amino acids. NCBI's taxonomy places the organism in Eukaryota, Euglenozoa, Kinetoplastea, Trypanosomatida, Trypanosomatidae. The transcript has a single exon.